This is a messenger RNA of Etheostoma cragini (Arkansas darter), 2900 nucleotides long. Its product is annotated as neurofilament light polypeptide. The record is from RefSeq and is a predicted model, not a curated record. Bases 173 to 2392 code for a protein of 739 amino acids. Gene Ontology annotation, biological process: neurofilament bundle assembly. NCBI's taxonomy places the organism in Eukaryota, Metazoa, Chordata, Actinopteri, Perciformes, Percidae. Gene Ontology annotation, cellular component: postsynaptic intermediate filament cytoskeleton; axon; cytoplasm. Gene Ontology annotation, molecular function: structural constituent of cytoskeleton. The transcript is spliced from 3 exons.
CUGUCUGCGACAAAACGUAGAGUAAGCUCUUAUUACACCAUCAGCUGAUGCUACACCUUUUCAGCACCGCGGACAGCUCCUUUCUGCAUGCCGAGCGGAUGGAGACGGUUAUAAAAAGCCCGCAUGGAGCGUCUCUGCACCGGACAUUCACCUCGACAGCCUGAGUCACAGCAUGGCUAACAGAUUCCUCCUUCCGCACAAAAAUACUCAAGAUGAGUAUUUACAGUACAAGCCCAAACGUUCGGCAUUAGAUGCCAGCGUCGUGUCCACGGGCAUGAAUUUGACUAAAUCUGGGAAGUUUAAUGAGAAAGAAUUGAUGCAUGGCUUGAACGAUCGUCUCGCAGGAUUUAUAGAGAAGGUGCACCAUCUGGAGUACCAGAAUCAACUGCUGGAGAGAGAAAUCGGGGAACUCAGGAGUAAAGCGAAACCCGCAUCUGGUUUGGAGAAAGAGUAUGGACCAGAGCUCAGGACACUGAGACAGCUGGUUCAGGAUAUUACUCAUCAGAAGCAUCAGAUUGAAAUCGAACAUCAGAAUUUAGAGGAAGAAGUGUCCAACCUGAGAAGACAACAUGAACAGGAAAAGCGUAGCAGAUCGGACGCAGAGAGCAACAUUGUGCUCCUCAACAAGGACAUCAAUGACGCGUAUCAAGCUAAACUACGGCUGGACGAGAAAGCACAGGCUCUCGUGGAUGAAAUCCACUUCCUGAAGAGAAACCAUGAUGCCGAGGUGUCAGAGUUGUCUGACCAAAUCCGGGGUGCGCAGGUGACUGUCAAGGCGAAUGAAUUUGGCAACCCCAGCGUCACUGCGGCACUGCGGGACAUCAGGGCACAACUGGAAGGCCACACCGUGUCCGACGUCCAGCAAAUGGGAGAAACUUUCCGAUCUCAGUUUGCAAGAUUAACGGAGGCAGCUGAGAGCAAGAGAGCGGCGUUAAAAUCGACCCAGCAAGAGAUCCAGGAGCACAGGAGGCGCCUGCAGGCCAAGAACAUCGAACUGGACUGCGCUAAAGGCACCAGGGAAGCGCUGGAGAAACAACUUCAUGACGUUGAGGAUCGACACAAGGAAGAAAUGAUUCAUUACCAGAACACAAUCAAAGAACUUGAAAAUGAGCUCAUAAAUUGCAAAUUCGAUAUGUCGGGUUACCUGCGGGAAUACCAGGACCUGUUAAAUGUGAAGAUGGCUCUGGAUGUAGAGAUACUGUCUUACAGAAAACUUCUCUGCGGUGAGGAGGCUCGGCUAUCUGGAAUGCCAGACAGCCACGUCUCCCUGCCCUACAUCUACCACCAGUCCCCCGUUUACACCCUGCCUUACCUCAGCCGCCCGGAAGGCUCACACAGACGAGCUGAGCCCCGGUACAAGUUCGUAGAGGAGAUCAUAACGGAGACCACCAGGGAAAUUGAGAUGUCAGAGUUUGAAGAGACAGGAUCGGAGGAGACAGAGGUGGAAAAAGAUGAGCAGGAGUGUGCCAAAAGAGAUAGAGGGAACAGUGAGGAAGAGACUGAUAAUAAAGACUGUCGAGAGGACAAAGGUGAACAGAUGUCUGAUAGUGAGCAGAAUCAAGUAGCAUCAGUGGGGAAUUUAGUGAACGGAGGUGAUGAUGUUGGUCAUGGUGAGCUGGAUGAUAGUGAAGAACAACAAAAAGGCAAAGGAGAGUCAGAGGAGGCUGAAGCAGCUGGCAAUGAAAGGGACCGUGACAUAGACAGAAAUACUCAAAGCAAAGUUUUAUUGAGUGAGAGCCUUGAUGAGGAAGGAAGUGGAAAUCAAAAAGUAGCUGAAAACAUAAAAGAAGAGAAAGAAGCUCCAGUGAUGGUAACAGUGGAGAAAGAUCUUUCUUCAAAACCAGAUAAGUUAAAGCCAGAGGUCACUGUGGAGGAUGAACUUUUGAAAAAAUCUGAUAAAAAGAAAAACGGAGAUGCGGACAAAGAUGCUUUUAUCUCAGCUGAAGUGAUGAAGCCUGUUGACGAGACCUCGAGCCAAGUUCCUGUUGUAGAAAUAACUAAUUUUACAGGAGAAACAAAAUCCACAUUGUCUGUAGAGACAGACAAGCUUUCAGAAAAGGCUCAAGUAGCAUUUAAGAGUGAGGAAAAGGAGGAGAACACUCAUAAAGAGCCAAAGGGAAUCUAUAAAACUGAAGCUGCAAAAGAUGAGGAUAAAGUAGCAAAAGGCAGCCAAGAUGCCAGACAUGAUAGCAAUACAAGUCAAGAUAAAGCGUCUGUCCAAACUGUCUUACCAGGGGAAAAGACAACUGUCAAUGCAGAAAUCAAAGAGUUGCAUCAGGGGACAUCACCAGGAAGCCAGGAUCAGAAAUCAAAGCUGUCUGAAGUUUCAGAGAAAAUAAAGCAUCCUAAAAGUAAAACUGAGAAGGUGGAGAGCAGUGAGUCAGAGAAAUAAGAGGGACGUGCAGUAAAAGCCAAACAGAGGGACUAUCUGCUGAGGUAUAGGAAGCAAGGAUAAGACACGUCCACCUUAAAUUUAAUGAGACAGCAGUUGAGAGGCAUUUACAUAAAUACACAUAUCAGGGAUGGUGAAGCUGAAAAUAGUAAAUGGCUUAACUAUUGCAUAAAGCUGAGCCAAGCAAAGAGAAGGAAGCUAAUUUCUCUUCAGAGUGACCGUUUGAAAAGGAGAGAGCAUGAUUCUUUUCAUGUUUGCCAACUGCUUUGCCUUUGAUUGUUUGACUUGACGUUUAACUCAUGUAAUCAUGGAUGCAAAAGAUGCGGUUCAAUUUCUUGCUUUGCAAUUGUUUGUGCCUUGGUAUAUGAUGACAAAUAAAUGCAAUAACCAAAAGAAAUUCUCUGAAUAUAUUUGCCGGCCACAACACCAAAUACUAUUGUGGAUAAAUCUCAUGUUUCUGCAAAGGACAUCUCGAUAGGUCUGCUCUCGGUCAAGUGCGGUUUCUGAU